Cryphonectria parasitica EP155 is the source of this 1582-nucleotide messenger RNA. Its product is annotated as pseudouridine synthase. The coding region runs from base 1 to 1443 and encodes 480 amino acids. Gene Ontology annotation, cellular component: mitochondrion. Lineage: Eukaryota; Fungi; Ascomycota; Sordariomycetes; Diaporthales; Cryphonectriaceae. Gene Ontology annotation, molecular function: pseudouridine synthase activity; RNA binding. Gene Ontology annotation, biological process: mRNA pseudouridine synthesis; tRNA modification. The transcript is spliced from 2 exons. The record is from RefSeq and is a predicted model, not a curated record.
AUGGCGACAGAAAGUGUUCUCGACGGCGUCUUCGCCAUCAACAAGCCCUACGGCAUGUCCUCCGCCCAGGUCAUCCGUGACUGCAAGACUUACUUCAACCCCUCCGUCCUCUUCCAACCCAUGCUCGCGCAGAUGCGCGCUGACCGCGCCAAGGAGGACCGCUAUCAGCAGCGCCGACGACGAAAGGUCAAGCAGGCUAUUGAGGUCAAAAUGGGCCACGGCGGCACCCUGGAUCCCAUGGCUACGGGCGUGCUGAUCCUGGGUGUCGGCAAGGGCACCAAGGCCCUACAAGGCUUUCUAGGCUGCACCAAGACGUACGAGACGGUGGUGGUCUUUGGGGCGUCGUCCGACUCGUACGACCGGUGCGGACACCUCCUCAAGAAGAGACCGUACGAUCACAUCACGCGCGAGAAGGUAGAGGAGGCCCUCGACUCAUUCCGCGGGACCUACCAACAGAUGCCCCCCCUCUUCUCGGCCCUCAAGAUGGAGGGAAAGCCCUUGUACGAGUAUGCGCGCGAGGGCAAGCCGAUCCCGCGCGAAAUCCAGACCAGGGAGGUCACCGUCACCGAUGUCGAGAUUUUGGAGUGGUAUGAACCCGGCACGCACGAGCACCACUGGCCUACGCAGGAGGCCACCGCCGCGGAGAAGCAGUACGCCGAGCAGCUGUGGCGUGUCGAGAAGCAGCAGGUCGAAGGCAAGAAGAUGACGGAGGAGGAGGAAGAGGCCGACACCCAGGCGAUCGCGGAGCACAACGAUCUCAAACGCAAAUUCGAGGAGAGGCAGGAUGAGCUGGUCGUUGAGCGCCAGUCCAAGAAGAAUAGGAAUAAGCAGCAGAAUCAACAAGCCAACGGCGAAGCCACGUCCCCCGUUAUGUCCGGUGCCCUGGGCGAGCUGCCGCCCAAGGGCAAGGGUUCCGACCUCGUCCCGCCCGUCACCCCCGGCACGCCACCGCCAUGGAAGGACAAGGGCCCCCCAGCCGUCAGGAUACGCAUGACGGGUACCUCUGGCUUCUACGUCCGGUCGUUCGCGCACGACCUGGGCGAGAAGGUGGGAUCGGCUGGUCUGAUGGCGGAGCUGGUGCGCAAUCGGCAGGGCGACUUCGUGCUGGGGACCGAGAACUGCCUCGAGUACGACGACCUAGCCAAGGGCGAGGACGUGUGGAGCCCGAAGCUCAAGGACAUGCUGCGGAGGUGGAACCAGCCUGGCGGCAUCAAGGGUGGGGAGAAGGAGGCACAGCAGAAAGUCGGCGAGGAGGAGGAGGCGGCAGCGGCAAAGAAGGGGAAGAGCAGGGCUGAGAGCCCCCAACGGUCAACAUCUCCCAAGGCUGAGAGCACCUCUAAGCAGGCAGAGGAGGAGGCCGGAACCGAGACUACGUCACAAGCAGCAAGCCCCAAGGCCGACAGCAGUUCCAAGACGGAGCCGGACGCUGCGCUCCCUGCUUAGGCGAGUGAUGAGUCUUGGGUGUCUCUCGCAUGAGCGGCGGCAGCGGCAACAGUGAAGUUGCCCUAUUUUAUGACAACGAUCACCCCCAGUAAUCUUGUUGAAAAUACCACCAAAUUCCUUAAUGCACGCACUUCUCCUC